UUGAUGUGUUUUAUUCUGAAAGGCUGCGUCAUUUCAAUAAAAGAAAAACGAACGAGAGGAAGCGGAGCCGAAUGUAAAGAAUUCGAUGCCGCACUCGACACACUCCAAAUUGAGAGAGACCCCUCAUUUAUCGUCGACUCCGAGUGGGACAUCCAAAAAGGAGAAACGAAGACGCUGGCUGAUAUUUACAUCGUCACUUCCGCUCUAACACCAUGGAUGAACAUUUGCACGUGAACACGCCUCUCCUCGAGAGUGUCGCCAUGUCCAAACGUGUGGGAACUGCUGUGUAUUUGAAAAUGGAGAACUCCCAGCCGUCUGGUUCUUUUAAGAUCCGUGGUAUUGGGCACCUGUGCCAGCAGCUUGCGUCAACGUCUAAAGGAAUCGUCUGCUCCUCAGGUGGUAAUGCUGGGAUGGCGGCUGCCUACGCAGCCAGAAAAAUGCGUGUGCCGGCCACCAUCGUAAUUCCCUCAUCGACCCCUCACCUUGUUGUCCAGAGACUACGGGAUCAAGGUGCUACUGUGAAGAUAGUCGGCAAGAUCUGGGACGAUGCUAACGCCGAGGCACUUCGACUUGCUGAAACAGAGGGACUUACCUACGUUUCUCCAUUUGACCAUCCCUUGAUAUGGCAGGGCCACUCCAGUGUGAUCACAGAGUCUGCAACCAGUCUGGGCCCUGGUGUCAAGCCUGUAGCGGUGCUGCUCUCUGUGGGCGGAGGUGGGCUCCUCUGUGGCGUGGUCCAGGGCCUGAAGGAUGUCGGCUGGGCGGGCGUUCCCAUCAUCGCCAUGGAGACAGCGGGGGCCGACUGUCUGAAUGCGUCCGUUAAGGCGGGAAGGAGAGUCACCCUGGAUGACAUCACCAGCGAGGCCAAAUGUCUCGGGGCCAAGACCGUUUGUAAGCAAGCAUUUGAAUACAGUCAAAGCAAGGAGGUGACGGUCAUUUCUGAAGUGGUGACUGACCGCCAGGCCCUUCAUGCUUUAGAGACGUUCCUGGAUGAGGAGCGUGUCCUGGUGGAGAUGGCAUGUGGUGCAGCACUGGCAGCAGUCUACAGUGGGCUCGUGCACAGAUUACAGGCGGAAGGUCGUGUGGCGGCCCACCCGGGCCCCCUGCUGGUCAUAGUGUGUGGGGGCAGCAGCAUGGACAUGGAGCAGCUCUUCCUGCUCAAACGCAAACUGGAGAAAGUAUAAACUAGUUGCACGUUAUUUUUAGCUGCAGCUGCUCAGAUGUCCUCAGCUGCUCUCAUCACUGCAUCUCCAUCUUGUUGUCAUAGAAAUGCUUCCUCGCAGCCUUGAGAAGGAUCUAGAGGCAGCGUGAUCCAGGAUGUCAUUGAUCAGGUGUGAGGAACCGUGGCCACAUGUGGAACUAAGGAUUCUCCUCAGUGUCUCAUCACAUGGGGUUUUGGCCAUAAAGCAACAUUAAGAGCAUGUAUUUGUUCCAGUGGAGAACAUAUUCAUGUGUUCAUAAAACAUGUACAUGAGCAAAAAGCGGUCCACAUGUAUCCACAUCAAUGUUCUUCUUUUGUGUUGUGCAUGUGGUGUUUUUGCUGCAGAAAACAACAACAACAACAACAACCUUCCUGCAGACUGACUCAUAUUUAUGAGUCUAAUGUUAUGUUUCCCCCCAUGGAGAGAGUACAUUUAUGCUAAGUAUCUUCUAUAUUGACUUGUUUGGUGCUGCACCAUGUCAAGACUAGAUCUGUGUUAUGGGUCACACUCCUGCUGCCUCUCAUCCUGCCCGUAAUGAGUGACCUGCCUUCAGAAGCCAGCGCGUCUUGAGAUCCAGUGCCAGAACGUAGCUUGUUGUACCAGUACAGUAAGCCCACACGUCUCCAGCCUUCUCCUACCUCUCUCCCUGUGCUCUCUCCCCGUCGUGUUCACUGUCUCUGGUGUUGUGUCGUCCUCCAGCUUCACGCGUCGUCGAGAUGUGUGUCUCGACUCCCUGGAACCCCUCUGGAUCUCCUCUUGCC
Messenger RNA from Entelurus aequoreus (snake pipefish), 1963 nucleotides. Its product is annotated as serine dehydratase-like. The coding region runs from base 213 to 1184 and encodes 323 amino acids. The record is from RefSeq and is a predicted model, not a curated record. Lineage: Eukaryota; Metazoa; Chordata; Actinopteri; Syngnathiformes; Syngnathidae. The transcript has 10 exons. Gene Ontology annotation, molecular function: pyridoxal phosphate binding; threonine deaminase activity; L-serine ammonia-lyase activity. Gene Ontology annotation, biological process: L-threonine catabolic process; L-serine catabolic process.